UGCAUAGACAGAAAGCUGGCUAGAGGUAGACAGACAGAUGAUAGCUAGCUAGCUAGCUAGCUAGCUAGUUAGAUCUCAUCAGCCUUCCUUGCCAAAGGGCAGGUUUGUAGCUGAGGGAGCUCCAGGCUGUGGAUCCUCCUUCUGCUCCCAGGGCAGGUGCCUCUCCCUCGGAGUUGGGGCUGGAUCAGGAGGGGGUCAGGAGGAGGAGGAGGACGAGAGGCAGAGGAGGCUUGGCCAGGCAGGGAUGGGCAGUGGGGGCGGGGGUCUGCCGGUGGUCGCCAUGACUGCUGCUGGCGCUGCUGCUUCUGCCUGAUGCUGAGCAUCGGAGGCGCGGCUGGAGCGGAGCUGUCCCUUCAGCACCUUCCUUCCUUGCUUGGCGAGCAGGGCAGGGGCUGCUCCAGGGGGCUGCAGGCUGCCUCCAAGGGAAGAGGGGGUGGAGAGGACAUUGGGCUGCCUCUUUCUCUCUCUCUCUCUCUCAUUCACUCUGCCUGGCCCAGGUUGGACCAUUCUUGCCAGAGACAGCUCCAUCUUCCAGCUGGGAAGAAGGAAGGACCCCGCCCCAGAGAUGCUGCUGCUGCUUCCAUGCUCAGGGAAGUUGCAGGCUCCCAGAGAGGAUCGGAGCAGCCACAGAAGCUCUCCAGGUCUUCUCCUUCCCUGCCCCAUAUAGAUUUGGAAGACACUCACCAUGACCAGGCUGAGUCUAAGGGAUUUAUCAGAGACUGAUUGUGAAGACAAUGAGAUCAGCAUCAACGUUGGCGGCUUUAAGAAGAAGAUGCGAUCCAACACGUUGUUGAGAUUCCCUGAAACAAGGCUGGGCAAGCUGCUGAGCUGCCAUUCGAAGGAGUCGAUUUUAGAGCUUUGUGAUGAUUACGAUGACACCAAGAAUGAGUUCUACUUUGACAGGAACCCUGAACUUUUCCCUUACGUGCUGCAUUUUUAUAACACUGGGAAGCUGCAUGUGAUGGGGGAGCUCUGUGUCUUUUCCUUCAGCCAGGAAAUUGAAUAUUGGGGCAUCAAUGAGUUCUUCAUUGAUUCUUGCUGCAGUUACAGCUACCAUGGUAGAAAAAUGGAACCAGACCAAGAAAAAUGGGAAGAUCACAGUGACCAAGAAAGCACCACCUCUUCAUUUGAUGAAAUCUUAGCCUUCUAUAAUGAUGCUGCUAAGUUUGACAACCAGCCUUUUGGGAAAAUCAGGCGGCAGCUAUGGUUAGCUUUAGAUAAUCCUGGCUAUUCUGUCAUGAGCCGAAUUUUCAGUGUCCUUUCCAUAGUGGUGGUUCUUGGAUCCAUCAUAACCAUGUGCCUCAACAGCCUCUCAGACUUUCAGAUUGUUAGCAGAAAUGGGGACUUGGAGGAAGACCCUCGGUUUGAAAUUGUGGAACAUUUUGGUAUUGCAUGGUUCACCUUUGAGUUGGUAGCAAGGUUUGCUGUGGCCCCAGACCUCCUGAAGUUCUUUCAGCAUGCACUCAAUCUGAUUGACCUCAUGUCCAUCCUUCCAUUUUACAUCACUUUAAUUGUGAACCUGGUGGUGGAAAGCAGCCCUGCUUUAGCUAACUUGGGUAGAGUAGCGCAAGUCUUGAGACUGAUGAGAAUAUUCCGCAUCCUAAAACUUGCUCGCCACUCCACAGGCCUUAGAUCUCUGGGAGCCACUCUCAAGUAUAGCUACAGAGAGGUUGGGCUCCUCCUGCUUUACCUCUCAGUUGGAAUCUCUAUAUUCUCUGUAGUGGCUUACACAAUUGAAAAAGAAGAAAACAGGGCCUUAGAGACCAUCCCUGCUUGCUGGUGGUGGGCUACAGUUAGCAUGACCACAGUUGGCUACGGGGAUGUUGUCCCAGUGACCACUGCAGGCAGGCUGACAGCUUCUGCCUGCAUCCUAGCUGGAAUCCUGGUAGUAGUUCUUCCUAUCACGCUCAUUUUCAACAAGUUUUCUCACUUUUAUAAGCGUCAAAAGCAGCUGGAAAGUGCAAUGAGGAGUUGUGAUUUUGGGGAUGGGAUGAAAGUGGUUCCUUCAGUAAACUUAAGGGACUACUAUGCCUACAAAGUUAAAUCCCUCAUGGCCAGUCUCACAAACAUGAGCAGGAGCACACCCAGUGAAUUAAGUCUAAAUGAUUCAUUGCAUUAGUUCAUGGUCCUAAGAUCAGUUUGCAUGCUGGAAAACCUAGAGGUGUAUUAAUAUUUUUUUUCUCACCCCAGCAUCUAAUGUUUUUGGCAAUUUACCAAGGGAUGGAUGAUUCAUGUAAACAUUCUUUUUCAGUAUAAGAUGCCCUUUUUUCUUUUUUUCUUUUGCAGAAAUCUUUGGGUAGCAAUUGACAUGUUCUUAAAUGUUGUGGAAUUUUUUUUAUUGUGCAUCAAGACUCAGGGACAAUAUACAUUCUAAAGCAAACCCAAUAUGUGCUGGCCUGCUGCAGAAUGUAUGUUGAACCCAUCACAAAGUCAUGAUGUACCUGAACUAUCACUACAUUCAAAAGUCCAGCUAUGGUUAAAAAUGGUUGUGUAAGUCUAGUUACCUCAGCAGUUCUGAAGAAGAUGUGUUUAAGUUAUAGUUUUCUACUUAACUACAUUUUCAUCCAGCUUCACGGAAACAGCUUCCUGGGUUUUCCCCCCCUCUACAGUUGUUGUCGUCUUUGUGACAUUAGUGCUGGUGGUGCUGUGCUUCUUUGUCACAUGUACAUUUUGCUUAGGAAGUCCCUGUGCAAACACUGAAAAGAAUAUUUCCAGGAAUGUCACAUACGUGUGCACAAAAACACUUGAAAAACUGGAAAUACGUUAACCUAGUUCCAUUCCCAUUGUGUUACAACUGCAAUAACAAAGCAGUUAUAAAUGCCCAAACCUCCUUGGUAUUACUAAUUAAAAGUUCACUUGGAGACUCACCCCAAUGAUAAGUAAUGCUAUCACAACCAUCCUUAUGCAACCAUUAUUGAGUUUAAUUCUUCUCAUGAAACUGGAACUCAUUGUGUAAAAAUUUAAACUUAGCAAAAGGUCUGAAUACUAUGAGUGGAAGGAAGUGCAAGGCCAACUCUUCUAUUCCAAACUUGCCCCCUUCUUCCCAAUGAAUGCUGCAUCUGAGCUCUGCUGAUCAAAUCUGUUCUUGUGUAUAAAGAGGCCAUCAGGUUCUGAGACUAGAAUAAGGGUGGGAGAUAUGUGGCAUUUCCAGUGUAGUUGGACUGCAACCAUCAUCAGCCCUAUCCAGCAUAGCCAGCAGUGAGGGGUGGUGGAAGUUGUAUCUCAACAAUAUUUGGAAGGUAUAAGUUUCCAACCUUGGAUUAGCGUGUGAUCGACUAUUGAAAGAGCUUGACAGAAUGUUUAGACUGACAGGAGGAUAACUGUGAAGCAUGCUAAGGUUGAUCUUAAAGACCAUUUGGUAUUGGAAUAUUUCUCUUCCUUCUGAGAGUUAUUGAUAAAACUCCUAUGUACAGCACCAGGUUAGGCCUGUAGUUUUGAAAUGGAUCUUUCUGCCUUGCAACUGAGAUUUCCAUUAGGACCACCUCUCUUAAAGGUCCAUUGUGACCAAGAUUCUCCCGCUAUUGUGCCAAAGGCCUAAUGUUCUUAGGCACCAGAAACUGACAUCUCCUGUAAACUUCAUUUAGAAGUUACAUAUACAUUUAGAAGUUUACACAUACAUACCAAAAAUGCAUCAGAGUUAAAGUGAUUUGUGUAGACAUCUACAUGAGAAAAUAACUCUUGCUGCUGAUGAGUGAAGAGAAAUACACCAAAGUCAGUGGGCAAACACAGUAAUAUUUAUUGAUAUUGAUAUUAAAGGCAACUGCCUACUGGACAAAAAUGUAUUAAAAUGAUGUAGUACAUAUUUUCAGGAUACUGUCCAAUUUUAUUGUGCAGAACUGGUUAUGCAGUGCUAGUAUGAAUCAAUGGUUUCAGUG
Sceloporus undulatus (fence lizard) is the source of this 3875-nucleotide messenger RNA. RefSeq names its product potassium voltage-gated channel modifier subfamily S member 2 (gene KCNS2). Gene Ontology annotation, cellular component: membrane; voltage-gated potassium channel complex. NCBI's taxonomy places the organism in Eukaryota, Metazoa, Chordata, Lepidosauria, Squamata, Phrynosomatidae. The record is from RefSeq and is a predicted model, not a curated record. Gene Ontology annotation, biological process: regulation of delayed rectifier potassium channel activity; potassium ion transmembrane transport; protein homooligomerization. The transcript is spliced from 2 exons. Gene Ontology annotation, molecular function: protein binding; voltage-gated potassium channel activity. The coding region runs from base 686 to 2119 and encodes 477 amino acids.